This is a messenger RNA of Closterium sp. NIES-65, 4293 nucleotides long. The record is from the annotation of a GenBank genome assembly. Lineage: Eukaryota; Viridiplantae; Streptophyta; Zygnematophyceae; Desmidiales; Closteriaceae.
AUGUGGCAAGGACGUGGACCUGGACUGGUCGUGGACGUGGACGUGGACGUGAGACGUGGACACGUGGACGUGGACGUGGACGUGGACCUGGACGUGGACUUGGACGUGGACUUGGACGUGGACUUGGACGUGGACAUGGACGUGAAGGACGUGGACGUGGACGUGGAGGACGUGGACGUGGACGUGUGCAAGGACGUGGACCUGGACGUGGUUGUGGACGUGGACGUGGACGUGGACAUGGAGGACGUGGACUUGGACGUGGACGUGGACGUGGUCGUGGACAUGGACGUGGACGUGGACGUGGAUCUUGACGUGGACCUGGACGUGGACGUGGACCUGGACAUGGACGUGGACGUGGACGUGGACGUGUUCGUGGACGUGGACAUAGACGUGCACUUGGACGUGGACCUGGACCUGGACCUGGACGUGGACUUGGACGUGGACGUCGUGGACGUGGACGUGGACGUGGACGUGGACGUGGACGUGGACCUGGACCUGGACGUGGAUGUGGACGUGUACCUAGACGUGGACGUGGACUUGGACGUGGACGUGGACAUUGACGUGGACGUGGAGGACGUGGACGUGGACAUGGAGGACGUGGACGUGGACGUGGACUUGGACGUGGACCUGGAUCUGGACGCGGACGUGGACGUGGACGUGGACGUGGACCUAGACGUGGACGUGGACGUGGACGUAGACAACGUGGACCUGGACGUGGACGUGGACGUGGACGUGGACAUGGUCGUGAACGUGGACUUGGACGUAAACCUGGACGUGGACGUGGAGGUGGACGUGGACCUGGACGUGGACGUGGACUUGGACGUGGACGUGGACGUGGACGUGAUCGUGGACUUGGACGUGGACGUGGUCGUGGACGUGGACGUGGUCGUGGACGAGGACGUGGACGUGGACGUGGACCUCGACAUGGACGUGGACGUGGACGUGGACAUGGAUGUGGACCUGGACCUGGACGUGGACGUGGACGUGGACGUGGACGUGGACGUGGUCGUGGACGUGGACGUGGACGAGGACGUGGUCCUGGACGUGGACGUGGACGUGGACGUGGACCCGGACGUGGACUUGGAGGUAGACGUGGACCUUGACGUGGACUUGGACGUGGACGUGGACCUGGACGUGGACUUGGACGUGGACGUGGACGUGGAAGUGGACGUGGUUGUGGACAUGGACGUGGACGUGGACGUGGACGUGGUCGUGGACGUGGACGUGGACGUGGUCGUGGACGUGGACGUGGACGUGGACGUGGUCGUGGACGUGGACGUGGACGUGGACGUGGACGUGGUCGUUGACGUGGACGUGGACGUGGACCUGGACGUGGACGUGGUCGUGGACGUGGACGUGGACGUGGACGUGGUCGUGAACGUGGACGUGGACAUGGACGUGGACUUGACGUGGACCAGGACACGUGGACUUGGACGUGGAUGGGACGUGGACGUGGACGUGGACGUGGUUGUGGACGUGGACGUCGACGUGGACGUGGAUCUGGACCUGGACGUGGACGUGGAGGUGGAUGUGGACCUGGACGUGGACGUGGACGUAGACAAGGACGUGGUCGUGACCGUGGACAUGGACGUAAAUCUGGACGUGGACGUGGAGGUGGACGUGGACCUGGACGUGGACAUGGGACUUGGACGUGGACGUGGACGUGGACGUGUCCGUGGACGUGGACGUGGACGUGUCGUGGACGUGGACGUGGUCGUGGACGUGGACGUGGACCUCCACAUGGACGUGGACGUGGACAUGGAUGUGGACCUGGACGUGGACGUGGACGUGGAUGUGGACGUGGACGUGGUUUGUGGACGUGGAAGUGACGUGGACGUGGACGUGGUCGUGGACGUGGACGUGGACGUGGACGACGUGGUCGUGGACGUGGACGUGGAUGUGGACGUGGUCAUGGACGUGGACGUGGUCGUGGACGUGGACGUGGACGUGGACCUCGACAUGGACGUGGACGUGGACGUGGACUUGGACGUGGACGUGGACGUGGACGUGGACGUGGACGUGGACGUGGUCGUGGACGUGGACGUGGACAUGGACGUGGACGUGGACGUGGACGUGGACGUGGACGUGGUUUUGGACGUGGACCUGGACCUCGACGUGGACGUGCACGUGCACGUGGACCGUGGACGUGGACGUGGACGUGGACGUGGCAAGGACGUGGACCUGGACGUGGUCGAAGACGUGGACGUGGACGUGGACAUGGAUGACGUGGACGUGGAUGUGGACGUGGUCGUGGACGUGGACGUGGACGUGGAGGUGGACGUGAACGUGGACUUGGAUGUGGACGUGGACCUGAACGUGGACCUGGACGUGAACGUGGACGUGGACAUGGACGUGGACUUGGACGUGGACGUGGAUAUGGACGUGGACGUGUCGUGGAUGUGGACGUGGACGUGGACGUGGUCAGUGGACAUGGACUUGGACUUGGACGUGGACGUGGAUGUGGACGUGGACGUGGACCUGGACCUGGACGUGUACCUGGACUUGGACGUGGACUUGGACGUGGACGGUGUGACGUGGUCGUGGACGUGGACGUGGACCUGGACGUGGACGUGGACUGACGUGGACGUGGACGUGGACGUGGACGUGGACGUGGACGUGGACGUGGACGUGGACGUGGACGUGGACUUGGAUUUGGACGUGGACGUGGACGUGGACGUGGACGUGGACGUGGACGUGGACGUGGACGUGGACGUGGACGUGGACGUGGACUUGGACGUGGACGGUGACGUGGACGAGGACGUGGACGUGGACGUGGACGUGGACGUGGUCGUGGACGUGGACGUGGAUGUGGACGUGGACGUGGACGUGGACUGGACGUGGACGUGGACAUGUGGACGUGGACGUGGACGUGGUCCUGGACGUGGACGUGGACGUGGACGUGGACCUGGACGUGGACGUGGACAUGGACGUGACCUGGACGUGGACGUGGACCUGGACGUGGACGUGGACGUGGACGUGGACGUGGUCGUGGACGUGGACGUGGACGAGGACGUGGACCUGGACGUGGACGUGGACGUGGACUGGACGUGUUGUGGACAUGGACGUGGACGUGGACGUGGACGUGGUCGUGGACGUGGACGUGGACGUGGUCGUGACGUGGACGUGGACGUGGACGUGGUCGUGGACGUGGACGUGGACGUGGACGUGGACGUGGUCGUGGACGUGGACGUGGACGUGGACCUGGACGUGGACGUGGACGUGGACGUGGACGUGGACGUGGACGUGGUCGUGAACGUGGACGUGGACAUUGACGUGGACUUGGACGUGGACCAGGACGUGGACAUAGACGUGGACGUGGACGUGGACGGGACGUGGUCGUGGACGUGGACGUGGACGUGGAAAGUCGUGGACGUGGACGUGGACCUGACGGACGUGGACGUGGACGUGGAGGACGGACGUGGAUGUGGACGUAGACGUGGACUUGGACGUGGACGUGGACGUGACGCGGACGUGGACCUGGAUCUGGACCUGGACCUGGAUGUGGACGUGACGUGGACGUGGAUGGGAUGUGGACGUGGACGUGGACGUGGACGUAGAGGACGUGGUCGUGAACGUGGACAUGGACGUAAAUCUGGACGUGGACGUGGACGUGGACCUGGACGUGGACGUGGACUUGGACGUGGACGUGGACGUGGACGUGGUCGUGGACGUGGACGUGGACGUGGUCGUGGACGUGGACGUGGUCUGGACGUGGACGUGGACCUCCACAUGGACGUGGACGUGGACAUGGAUGUGGACCUGGACGUGGACGUGGACGUGGAUGUGGACGUGGACGUGGUUGUGGACGUGGAAGUGGACGUGGACGUGGACGUGGUCGUGGACGUGGACGUGGACGUGGACGUAAACCUAGACGUGGACGUGGAGGAGGACGUGGACCUGGACGUGGACUUGGACGUGGACGUGGACGUGGACGUGGUCGUGGACGUGGACGUGGACGUGGACGUGGUCAUGGACGUGGACGUGGUCGUGGACGUGGACGUGGACGUGGACCUCGACAUGGACGUGGACGUGGACGUGGACUUGGACGUGGACGUGGACGUGGACGUGGACGUGGACGUGGUCGUGGACGUGGACGUGGACAUGGACGUGGACGUGGACUUGGACGUGGACGUGGACGUGGACGUGGACCUGGACGUGGUCGAAGACGUGGACGUGGACAUGGAGGACGUGGACGUGGAUGUGGACGUGGUCGUGGACGUGGACGUGGACGUGGAGGUGGACGUGAACGUGGACUUGGAUGUGGACGUGGACCUGAACGUGGACUGGACGUGA